This is a messenger RNA of Gadus chalcogrammus (walleye pollock), 935 nucleotides long. RefSeq names its product claudin-10-like. Gene Ontology annotation, cellular component: plasma membrane; bicellular tight junction. Bases 129 to 935 code for a protein of 268 amino acids. Gene Ontology annotation, molecular function: structural molecule activity. Gene Ontology annotation, biological process: bicellular tight junction assembly; cell adhesion. Lineage: Eukaryota; Metazoa; Chordata; Actinopteri; Gadiformes; Gadidae. The record is from RefSeq and is a predicted model, not a curated record. The transcript is spliced from 5 exons.
AUUUUACAACUGUCUUCUCUCUCCAUUGCCCAUGGUCUUUUAACCAUUAAAUCACAGUAGCAUUUUCCAGAUUCCUCCUUUUGUUGCUGUUGGAUUUUAUUCUAUUUGAUUAGGGGUGGACGGCCACGAUGAAGUACAGGACCGUGGUGAUGUACUUGGAGGUGGGCUGCUUCGUGUCGUGUCUGUGCGGCUGGGUCCUGGUUUGCUCCACCUUGCCCACGGAGUACUGGAACUUCUCUGAGGUGGGCAGCACCGUCCUAACCACCGCCAACUACUUCUCAAAUCUGUGGAUGGACUGCAUCUCGGACACCACGGGCGUCUCCGACUGCAAGUACUACCCCUCCAUGCUGGGACUCUCCGCGUUCCUCCACGCGUGCCGCGCGCUGGCCGUGGCGUCCGUCGCCACCGGCUUCUUCGGCGGCGUCCUGACGCUCAUCGGGAUGAAGUGCACCAAGAUCGGCGGCUCGGAGCUCGCCAACGCCCGGGUCACCUUCGCAGGAGCGGUCACGUAUUUUGUAUCAGGUCUCUGUGGGAUGGUCACCUACUCACUUUGGGGCAACCGAGUCGUUAGCGAGUUCAAGGAUCCAAACUUUGUGUCACAGAAGUUUGAGCUGGGGGCGGCGGUCUUCGUGGGCUGGGGCGGAUCCAGCCUCCUGCUUGUUGGAGGGGGCCUUUUGAGCUAUCUCUCUGGCAGAGAGGGCCUACACUUCAGUAGCGACAAGGGUCCGCGCCGACCCGCAACGUACGCCCAGGCCCGCUCCAGACGGACGUACGCAACGGCGCGGACUAGACGGACCUACGGACCACCUCUGUUCUACCAGGGCCGCGACAGCAGGGGGGUCCGGAGCACGAGGACCCCUGGGACCAUCAGGACACCCAGGACCACCAGCCAGCCCAGGACCAUCAACUUCCCCGGGAGCGAGGAGUUUGUAUGA